Ostreobium quekettii is the source of this 1800-nucleotide messenger RNA. The record is from the annotation of a GenBank genome assembly. Lineage: Eukaryota; Viridiplantae; Chlorophyta; Ulvophyceae; Bryopsidales; Ostreobiaceae.
AUGAAUUGGGAGGAUCGAGCUGUGAGCGCCGUCUACCCGGUGGUUCAAGGGUUCCUUUCGAUUUUGGGGAAGAUUUGUACUCCUUUCAAGGUGGCCCCUUCAGAGACCACGCUGCCAACUGCUCCACCAAACACCCCUGACACGCCCAUGCCAGAGAUCGAAGCUGCUCUGUCGGAACUCUGGGCGAAAAAGGAUGAGUGGGCGAAUGUGUCGGCUGGUGAGAGGGCCAAACUUCUGGAAGCCUGCCUGACGCACGUUGUCGAUGUGGCGAGGGAGACUUCCAAGGUUGGGACUCAGGCUCAUGGGUCCUAUGGCCUUGGACCCAAUGGUGAGGAAAUGCUGUACUGGUCAUCAACCGUCCUGGGGAUGAGCACUCUUCUACGUGCAAUGCGUGCGAAUGGGCAACCAAAGCCGAUGACCCUGCAGCAACGUCCAAAUGGACAGUUUGUUGCUGAGGUCUUCCCGCAAGGGGUCAAUGGACUCAUCAUGGGAGGAAUGAAGGGAGAGGUGUGGAUUCAGAAGGGCAAGCCACCUACUCAAGGCCGAAUCUACAGGGAUAAAGAUGCCCAGAACGGGAAACUGACUGGCCAGGUUGGCCUGGUUCUAGGGGCUGGGAAUGUUGUGAGCACAACGGUCAUCGACAUACUGCACAUGCUGCUGGUUGAGGACCAUGUUGUGAUUGUCAAAAUGAACCCAGUCAAUGCCUUCUAUGGACCAUUUGUGGAAAAGGCUGUGGCCCCAUUCCACUGCCGUGGGUUUGUGAAGAUUGUCUAUGGUGGCGCUGAUGUUGGCUGCCAUCUUUGCCAUUCGCCGAUGGUGACCACCGUGCAUCUGACGGGCUCAGAGCGGACGUUCAAUGCCAUUGUGUGGGGAGGGCAGCCGAAACCGGGAGAUGGAAAGAAGCCACUUAACAAAGUCAUCAGGGGAGAGCUGGGUUGCGUCACACCUUGCAUUAUAUUUCCUGGUAAUUGGACGGACAGGGAGCUUGAGGAGCAAGCAAAGGGUGUUGCAACAGGGCUGGUCAUGAACAGUUCCCACAACUGCUGUGCUCAUGAGGUGAUAGUCACGAGCAGGGACUGGCCCCAGCGAGGUGCAUUCUUGUCCCACCUGCGCGCUGUCCUCUCAAAGGCGCAACGGAGAGUUCCAUGGUACCCAGGUAGCAAACGGAAUUAUCAGCUGUUCUUUAAACAGUUUCCUGAUGCGGAGAAGCUGGGGACAGGGGCAGCUGGAGAAGACGACGCCACAGAGCCUUGGGGCUUCAUGUCUGGGCUGUCUCCCGAUGAAGCUCAGACAAGAAGAGAAAACUGGUGUGGAGUCCUUCAGGAAGUGUGCCUGCCUGGCUGUGGCAAUGAUGUUGACAAGUUUUCCAGGGAGGCUGUUGCCUUUGCAAACAACAAGUGCUGGGGCACACUGUCAUGCUCCUUGAUAGUGCAUCCUGCCACAAAACGUGCAUUCCCCCGUGCGGUGGAGCAUGCAUUGGAAGAGCUCAAAUAUGGCACCAUCGUCGUGAACGGCCCGGCACCAGUGGGGUUUGCCAUUAUGCCCUUGACUUGGGGGGCAUACCCAGGAAACACCCUGGAAGACAUCGGGUCUGGCAACUGCCUUGUCCACAACACGUACCUCUAUGACCACCCAGAGAAGAGCGUGCUGCAUGUGCCUUGGAACUUCUAUCCCCCUUUCUGGCUGCACACGUUCUCCAACUUGGGGCAAGUGAUGGAGCCUGUGCUGAGUUUCGUCGCCAGGCCCACCAUCUACAGCUUGAUGCGCAUCAUUCUCCCCGCCUGCCGAUCUCAGAAGUGA